Messenger RNA from Stegastes partitus (bicolor damselfish), 2092 nucleotides. RefSeq names its product histone H4 transcription factor. NCBI's taxonomy places the organism in Eukaryota, Metazoa, Chordata, Actinopteri, Pomacentridae. Gene Ontology annotation, biological process: regulation of transcription by RNA polymerase II; anatomical structure development. Bases 88 to 1623 code for a protein of 511 amino acids. The record is from RefSeq and is a predicted model, not a curated record. The transcript has 10 exons. Gene Ontology annotation, molecular function: RNA polymerase II cis-regulatory region sequence-specific DNA binding; DNA-binding transcription factor activity, RNA polymerase II-specific.
AGAGGAGGGAAGAAGAAGAAUCGGCUAAGAACUGCUGCACUGGUCGGGUUUAGGAGUGUGCAGCAGGAGCACACAGUAACCACCAUUAUGAUGACCACCAAGAGGUUAGACAACUUCGAGGUGGAUUGUGAGUGGGCUUCAUGCGACUUCACGGGCCGCACCAUGGAGGAGCUGAGCGACCACAUGUAUCUGCAUCUGAGGGACUAUCUGGGAGACAAAGAUGCCCUGGAGGAGCUGGAUGAGUAUGCUUGUCUCUGGAAUGGAUGUGAAUUUCUGUCCAUGGGUAGCCCUUCAGAGCUGGAGGUUCACGCUUACUUCCACAACUACCAUGGUAAGCUCAAGUUUAUUGGGUCACAGCUGCUCAAGUCUCGUCCUGACCUGCCGAGCUGCAACCAAGGCCUGCACAGCAACAACCUGGUCCCUGAAGGAUCGGAUGGGUACGCUUGCCAAUGGGAGCAUUGUGAUAGUACAUUUAAUAACCCUGAGUGGUUCUAUCGACAUGUGGACAAUCACGUAGAAAGUGCUGAGCCACAGUCUCUCUCACAGCAGCAGCAGGCGCUCUUCUGCCACUGGGCAGGCUGCGAUGCCUUCUUCAAGAUCAGGUACCGUUUGAGAGAGCACCUGCGGAGCCACACUCAGGAGAGACUUGUGGCCUGUCCUACAUGUGGCAGCAUGUUCUCCAGUAACACAAAGUUGUUUGACCACCUCCACAGACAGGCCGAGCCAAUAGAAUCGCUGGUAUGUGAACAUUGCGGCAAAGCCUUUUCCAGCGAGAGACUUUUGAGGGAUCACAUCCGUCAGCAUGUGAAUCAGGUCAAGUGUCCCUUCUGUGACAUGACCUGCACCACUUUGGCAGCUCUGAAGAUCCACAUCAGAUUCCGUCACUGUGAUGAGCGUCCCUUCCCUUGUGACUUCUGUGACAAAAGAUUUAAGAACCAACGUGAUCUCCAAAAGCACACAGAAGUUCACAACGAAGGCACUGUGUACCACUGUACGGUGGAGGGUUGUGAUUACUCUUGUCACACAUUCCAAACCAUGAGCCACCACUUCAAGAGGGUCCAUGAGGUUGGAGGGAUGUCUAAAUAUAAAUGUCACAUCUGUGAUAAAGUGUUUUCUUGGUGUUACACUCUCACACUCCACCUCCGUAAGAAGCAUGAGCUCAAAUGGCCUUCUGGACAUUCCCGCUUUAGAUACAGGAAGGAUGUAGACGGCUUCCUAAAAGUCAACAUGGUGCGUUUUGAGACUGUUGAAGUGACCAAGGAGAUCAUGAAAAACAUGGCCAAAAAGCCACAGAGCCUUCGAAAGAGUUUGAGAAGCAGCAGCCGGAACAAAAGAGGCGACGUCCCACCGGAGAGCGGCCGAAGCUCUCCGACAGGAUCCUCCUCACCCUCCUCAAGCUCCUCCUCCUCGUACUCCUCGGACCUCUCUGGAGCCGAGGACAUGUCGUCUCAGCCCAGCCCCCGAGGCAGCGACUCGCCCGUCUACUGCGUGAUGAGCACCAUUCCUGACAUUGAGGAGGAGCCUGGUGGACUAUCGCAGGACAACUGUGAUGUUAGCGGGACUUCUGGAGCUGUUCAGGCCCUGACGGAAGUUGCGAGGGGCCUCGGCAUGGAUGUGGUGUGAUUGUCCGGGUCGGAUCACAGAUGUUCAGCGUUGACUCUCAUGUAGCUGUUAUGCAAUUCUAUUUGUUUUGUCUGUUUUUAAUAUUUUGCUGUGGAGCCACCAGUGGAGACGUUAAGCUUCCUCAUGCUCUGCAGUGCUCUUCACACUACAUCGAGAAGGUCAUCGCUACAGUGGUUUUAAAGACCAAACUUUCAUUAUAGCAGCUCUUAACGUCUCGUACUUAUGAGAUCGCCUGUGAAACAAAGAUGGAUAUUUUGACAAAGCUUAUAUGAAUGGAAAAUAGUUAAAAGCACUGCAAAGUUAGUUCUAUGAAACGUUGCUCUCCAUGCACUGCUCUGCUUUGGGGGAUGCUUCCAGAAUGUUGCCCCACAGAGAAUUUCAGAGGAUGUUAUUUUUGUUGCAGCCUCGAAUGUUGUUUAACUUUAUUGUUACACAUUUUAAAUACACUUUUUUUUUUAUACAAAAUGAA